AUGAGACUAGCUAGACUGGCGUCCGAGGUGGUGCAGCGCACAAAGUGAGUUGGAGUUUUUGAAAAUUUGAUUUUUUUUGAAAUUAGUCGAGCUUUGUGAAACUACAACUUCUUACGUAAAGUAUUAGGCCGUUCAAAUAAUUCUGUGCUCCUAAUCCCGAAAGCUUUCAUUGAGAAGUGGCGCAGAACUUUUUGAACAACUCAAUAUUGCAAGUAGCCAAGGCACUUUAGAGUAUGGUACUAGAUUGGACAAAGCAAAAUGGAUACUGUUAAGCUUAAAAGGUGCCUCUUGGUAUCUAAAAAGCUCUUUUUCUCUAAUUUUUAAAAUUUUAAAAUUCAAAAUUUUUCAAGCUUAAAAAAUUCUGAAAAAAUUCAUUUUGGUGUAACACCAUUUUGAAAAAAAGCGAAAGUUGUCUUCUUUAGUGUAAAAUAUGUGUAUAAGUACAGAAAGUCAUGACACAAAUUAUUUUUGACCGAACUGACAUUUUAUAAUUUUAUGACAUUUUUUAGUUUUAAAGUUUUGAAAAAAAAAUUGAAAAUUGUGCUGUGCCAAAAGUAAACAAGGGUGAAUCGCGAAAAUUUGUGAAAAUACGUUUUAGACUAUUAGAAACAAUUUAGUAACUGAAAACUUUUUGGUUGGGUUAAUGUAACAUGGUAUUUUUAAAGUUAAGGCUUCACAAGCGGACUUUUUUGGGUAAAAAUUAACUUUAAAGUUAACUUUUUUUGAAUAAAUGCAUUUUUAAAAACAAAAAUUUAGUAUAUUCUGAAUCUAAAGAAAAUUCUACAUUAGAUAGAUUAUAAUAUUGUUUAAAAAUUGGCUUAUUUUGUCAGUUCUUGGCCUUUUAGUUCAGUGGAUUCCGCCGAUUUAUUGUUUGAAAAUCCACGCGGGUUCGAAUCCGCGUGGAUGCAAGUGCCAUUUUUAGCCCUUAAACAAUAAAAAACGAUAAACAAUAGUAAAAAAUGUUAUUAUAAUGUAAAAUACGCAGUAUUUAAUAACUUUAAAAAAUUUAAAAUUUUCAGACCCGCCCCAGAUUACCGUCAAAUCUCGAAAAAAGUGAUAUGUAUCGGCCGAAACUAUAAUGAUGGCAAAGCUCCGCCGACACAGCCAAUCGUAUUCAUGAAGCCAUCAAGCUCUAUCAUCUCCAACAAGUCCAGUAUCAGAGUGCCCGAAGGCUGUGGUAAAUUGGUGCAUGAGGUUGAGUUGGGCGUGGUAAUUGGAAAACCGGCCCGAUUUGUGAAACGAGAAGAUGCCUAUAAUCAUGUAGCCGGCUACACGUUAGCGUUGGACAUGACUGCUAGGGAUAUUUUGGUAAGAAUGAAGUUUUUGUUAUAUGGGAGACGUAUUAUAGGAUGAAAGAUGUUAAUUGGGCGAAAGGGGGACAUGUUAUACGGUAAAACAUGUUUUUGUUACCUAAAAGUGACAUUUUAUACGAUGAAAGAUGUUUUUUUUUAUAAACCUUGCCAUUUUCAGGACAAGCUAAUUGAAAAUGGUCAUCCCUGGUUCCUGGCCAAAUCUUUCGAUACAGGCUGCGCCCUACACGGCUUCAUAGACAAAUCCGAGAUCCCCGACCCACACAAACUCGAGCUUCAGUGUUCCGUGAACGGUGAGCCACGACAAUGUGAGCGAACCUCCGAGAUGUUCUUCGACAUUCCAACGCUAAUCGAGUUCACGAGCCAGUUCAUGACCUUGGAGCCGGGAGAUUUGAUCUUGACUGGAACGCCCGCAGGGGUUUCGGCCUGUAAACCCGGAGAUCGGAUCGAUGCCUCGAUAUCUGGCCAUUUGGCUACGACUUUUAAUGUUAUUGCUUAA
This is a messenger RNA of Bursaphelenchus okinawaensis, 1809 nucleotides long. The record is from the annotation of a GenBank genome assembly. Lineage: Eukaryota; Metazoa; Nematoda; Chromadorea; Rhabditida; Aphelenchoididae.